Molecule: messenger RNA, 411 nt
Organism: Paramecium sonneborni
Lineage: Eukaryota; Ciliophora; Oligohymenophorea; Peniculida; Parameciidae
Source: the annotation of a GenBank genome assembly
AUGAUUUAUCAGAAGAGAAAAUAAACUCAAGGAAAUUAAUUUUUCUUAUGUAUUCUUAAAGACACGAACCUAGAAAUGCCUCAUUAGCUGUCUAACAAGUAAAAAUUAUUAAAAAAUAAAUUCAACCUAAUAAAAAAGAUGGCAAACCUAGAUAUUUAACUCCAAAAAAAUUAAGUCAAUCAUUUUAAGCUAGAUUACAAGAGCUUCCAAUAAUAUCUAAGAAUCCAAAAAAUUAAUUUUAUAUUACUUAAAUAUUUACUCAAAUCAAAAAAAAAGAAAAAAAUCCAUAUUUAUAGGAUUGGAAUUAAAAAUUUGAUUCUUUGGUAUGUGGAACUUUAAGAACAUUCAAUUAAAGUAAAGAAUAAAAAUUAUUCAAUAAAUCAUUUAGUUUCGAAGAGUAAUAAGAAAUGA